Messenger RNA from Scaptodrosophila lebanonensis, 1483 nucleotides. RefSeq names its product myophilin (gene Chd64). Lineage: Eukaryota; Metazoa; Arthropoda; Insecta; Diptera; Drosophilidae. The coding region runs from base 248 to 814 and encodes 188 amino acids. The record is from RefSeq and is a predicted model, not a curated record. The transcript is spliced from 4 exons. Gene Ontology annotation, molecular function: protein binding.
UUUGGCAUCUCGUGGCGAGCGGACGUAUACGUUUCUCGUGCUGUGAUAAAUAUUUUCAUUUAGCAUUGUGGCCAGUGCAUCAAUACAUUCCAAAACCACCAUAACAGCAGCAGCAACGCGACCACCGAGCUUAAUCCAUUAACUAGAGGAACAAGCGAAGCAAACCCACUCUUGACCAAGUUCCCUGCAAACUCGUUUCAAGCCAAAAGCAACAAAAACUACAAAAGAGUUCAAAUAAAGCCAAAACAUGUCAUCGAAUCGUGCACCCAAAUCUGGUUUCGCCGCUGAGGCUCAGCGUAAAAUCAACUCCAAAUAUAGCGAGGAACUCGCUCAGGAAUCGCUCGAAUGGAUUAAGGCUGUAACUAGCGAGCCCAUCAACACGUCCGGUGACACGGACAAUUUCUUUGAAGUACUCAAGGAUGGCGUAAUUCUAUGCAAAUUGGCCAAUGCCCUGCAACCCGGUUCCAUCAAGAAGAUUAACGAAAGCAAAAUGGCAUUCAAGUGCAUGGAGAAUAUUUCGGCAUUUUUGGAGUGCGCUAAGAACUUUGGAGUGCCCACACAAGAAACAUUCCAGAGCGUUGAUCUGUGGGAACGUCAAAAUUUGAACUCAGUCGUCAUCUGUCUGCAGUCGCUGGGCCGAAAGGCCGCCAACUUCAAUAAGCCGUCGAUCGGACCUAAGGAGGCGGAUAAGAACGUGCGCAACUUCAGCGAUGAGCAGCUGCGUGCCGGCCAGAAUGUCAUCUCCCUGCAGUAUGGCUCUAAUAAGGGCGCCACCCAGUCGGGCAUCAACUUUGGUAACACCAGACACAUGUAGACAACAUAUUCCAACACUUCAGGACAUUCCGCAAAAACGCCAAAACUCAAUCUUUUUCCGCUUGUAAACAUUCGCAAAUAAUGGCAUUCCACAAAAGUCAAGAAGUUAAUUAGAUUAUGUAUUUAUGAUAUGGUACCAUCAUGUAUUUCAAUUUGAGACAAUUGCACCAGGCUUUUGCUGUAUGUAAUACCAUAAACUAUUUUUAAUUUAAUACGAUUAAGUACAUAUGGAUGAAUUUUUAAAGAAUUAACUAUUGCUAUUUUCAACAACGAUAUCCCACUGCAUUUUGGCACGAUCAUUACUUUUACAAAUUUACACGUAUAGGACUACAUACGUUUAUGACCAACUGCACUCAAAUCUCGUGCCAUGACGGAGCAGAGGGGCCAAUUGGGAGGUGGGAAGUGUCUCCUUGAAAUUGAUUGUGAGAUAUGAUGUAUAACGAACAUUUUGCCUUUCACAAAGUACCGCAAAACUUAAUUGAAAUGUUAACAAUGGUGUCUUCUAUCUCGUAGAGUAUGGUUACAACCACCUGAUGUUUUUAUCAUUAACUAAGCAUUUAAAAGAAAACAUAUAAAAACAGUUUAAAAGUACCUAUAAUUAUUACUUAGAAUGAACAAUUAUACCCGUUUCCCAUGUUGAAAAUAAAUAAUUAUUCUUUUAAAAAAUUAA